Molecule: messenger RNA, 3375 nt
Organism: Parasteatoda tepidariorum (common house spider)
Lineage: Eukaryota; Metazoa; Arthropoda; Arachnida; Araneae; Theridiidae
Gene: rho-5
Product: rhomboid-5
Biological process (GO): regulation of protein secretion; regulation of epidermal growth factor receptor signaling pathway
Cellular component (GO): endoplasmic reticulum membrane
Molecular function (GO): serine-type endopeptidase activity
Source: RefSeq, a predicted model, not a curated record
UUAGAAAAUAACAAGAGAAAACUUGAGAGGGCUGUAGCUACGUAGUGGUUGAACUGAAAACCGUGCGUGAAUGUGUUGUUUCUGUUUGCCAAAGAUGUCCGAAAUGACAAUUGAAUUUCGUAUAUUUACGUAAUUUUUUUAAAGAUUUUAUUUUAUUAAAAGAAUGUUCAUCGAAGAAACAUUACUUUCAGUGUUAAAUUUCUUUUCGUGUGCUGCAUUGAAAAUGUAAAUAUGUGUACAUAUUAUCAGUGAGUCCUUAUCAACAACUCCGAACUUUAAAAUGAGAAGAAAAUAAAUAAAAUAUAUUUUAAUGGAAGACCAAGUACUUUAAAGGAUUAAAUAUGUAGUAUUCCAUUGAAAGAAAUAGAUUAUCAUCGCGCAAUAAAUGUGCCAAGUCUUGAAAAAUAUAUCUAUGACUGAUAAGUGGAUUACUUUUUUCGUGAAAUGCAGCUGUAGGGCAACACAGUUCUUUAUGUACGCCUCUGAUCACAAUGCGAACAGGGACCACCAGUUUACAUGAUGAUACAGCUGGUUCUCCAAAACCCUCUGAAACUUCUUCUCAAGUUCAUGGUGUAAUUGAAAACCCCCUUUUUGAAAGGAGUAGUGAUGUUACAUCUCCUUCUGGUCCUCCCAGAAUACUAAGAGAAAUGUCUGAAAAUCAGAGGGACCGCAGAAAAAGUUUUGUUCAGCGCAGUUUACAAAGAUCUAAGUCUGUAAAAGAGUAUGUGGCUAAGAGCACUGCUUCAUUUUUUGGUCUUGAUGAAGAUACAGAACAGAAUAGUUUUCAAAGAUGGACGGAAAGGAGAAGAAGACUUCUCAGUAAAAGAUGGGGUGAACUUAAGUCUGAAGAUGAUACUCCACCUUUGGAAGAAAUUUCAUCUAGUCCUGCUGUGCCUCAACAAGCUCCAAGUCAACCUCAGCAAGUUGCAGCUUUAAGAAUACCAGCAAGUUCAGAUGGAGAUACAGUUGAUGCUGUACCUAAAAGAAGUGAUAGCAAAGCCAAUCGAAAUUCUACUUUGUUUCAAAAACAUAGAAGAAAAGAGCCUGCUCAUAAAAUUAUGGUUGAUGGUUUAGGACUUAUAUCAAAUACAAUUGUCAGGAGGUGUUCUACACGAAAUUUUUGGCCUAUUCGUUCAAGCCAUGCUGGAAGUGAUUAUUCAGCUACAAAUGUGGAUGGCGCUUUUAAUGAUGAACAACAAGAUAUCGGGCUUCCAUCGCAGCAGUUUUUUACAGAUACUAGUCAACUUGUCGAUGAUGUAUUUUUUGAGCAACAACCACCCAACUCAGUUGAUGCACAAAGUGAAAAACUCUUAGCUGCCAGAUUGUAUAUGCCUCAAACGACAGGAACACCUACUAUGGAUACAGUAGAUGCUGGAAGAACUAGUAGUCCUGCUUGGUCUCAGGCUCCUCCUCAAAUUGAACUUCCUAGUUCCAAUAUAGGAAUGAAAAGAAUUUGGAACAAACUUCUGGGCCAAGAGUUUCAAAACUUUGAUCGAAGACAAUAUGGAAUGGGUGUCAUAGGAAAAUCGUUACACAGAAAGAUCAGGCAGGACAGAAUCACUUCUGAUGUGAAACAACAAUUAGAAGAUAUUGAUGAUCAUAGACCUUUCUUUACAUAUUGGGUUACAACUGUCCAGAUUCUGGUUUUAGUCAUCUCACUUGCAGUUUAUGGAUUUGGCCCAUUUGGUGUGCGAAAAACUCAACGUUCUGGAGAGGUAAUGGUUACCAGUCUUCAUUUGCAACAAGUAGACUAUUUUGAGCCAGAUAAUUUUUGGAUUGGACCAAGAUCAGCUGAUCUGGUGCAUUUAGGGGCCAAAUUUACACCAUGCAUGCGAAGGGACAAAAAUAUUUUUGACUCAAUCGUACGAGACAGGGAACAAGAAAGAGACACUGCUUGCUGUGUUCGGAAUGACCAAUCUGGUUGUGUACAAACUUCUCGGGAUAAAUGCUCUGAGUUGAUAUCAUCUUGGAAGAAAUGGGAUACUAUGCAACCUGGUCCUCCUAGAUGGAUGGGGAUCCCUAACUCUAUAGCAAAAGAUCAUUUAGGCACUCAUAAAAGGCUUUCGGGCUCUGUGUGUGGACAGGACCCAAGGUAUUGCAAUGAGCCUGCAUCAGUAUUUCCUUAUGAAUGGCCAGAUGAUAUCACUAAAUGGCCAAUAUGUAGGGCUGUAGUUCCAGGUCAAGUUGCUGAACCUCACAUGUCAUGUGAAAUAGUAGGUAGGCCUUGUUGUAUUGGCAUCUAUGGUCAAUGCCACAUCACUACGAAAGAGUACUGUGAUUUUGUAAAGGGAUUCUUUCAUGAAGAGGCAGCUCUCUGUUCACAGGUAUCUUGCCUCGAUGACAUUUGUGGUAUGAUCCCUUUUCAUAAUCCUGAUGUGCCUGACCAAUUCUAUAGAAUCUGGACUUCCCUUUUCCUACAUGCAGGCAUCCUACACCUGCUGAUAACUGUGAUAAUACAAUAUUUCAUAAUGACCGAUUUAGAAAAGCUAAUAGGGGCUUUAAGAAUUAGCAUCAUAUAUAUAAUGUCUGGUGUGGGAGGAAACCUUGCAAGUGCGAUUUUUGUGCCAUACAGAGCUGAGGUUGGCCCAGCUGGUUCUCAGUUUGGACUUUUGGCAUGUCUGUUUGUUGAAGUAAUUCAUUGUUGGAAAAUGCUAAAGCAUCCAGGCAUGGCUCUCCUUCGACUGGGUGGUGUGGCUUUAGUUCUUUUUCUUGUGGGCCUUUUACCGUGGAUUGAUAACUACGCUCAUAUAUUCGGAUUUUUAUUUGGUUUUCUACUCUCUUAUGCUUUGUUACCUUUUGUAUCCUUCGGGACAUAUGACAAAGCAACUAAAGUUGUGCUGAUAUGGGUGUGUCUCUUUGUCGUCAUCAUCAUUUGUGUCGUUCUGCUUAUUUUCUUUUAUGUGCAUCCUAUAUAUGAGUGUUCAUUCUGUAAAUAUCUUAACUGUAUACCUUUGACUGCCGAUUUCUGUGAAAACCAAGACAUUGUAUUUAAAAGACCAGAAUACUGACAUCUGUAUAUUAUGAAAGACAUAUAUUGUUUUACUAGUCAUUCAGUGCUGGUGAAAACUGUGGCAAUGCUGUUUUUUAAACAUAUUUAAAAAUAAUCCGGUUGAAGUGCUCUAAUUUUUGUUUUGAUUUCAAAAUUAAGGGCAUGUGAACUUGUGUCGACAAGCCUACUUCAACGGACAAGCAUUUUUACUGCUGUGAUGUAACCUUAAUGAGGUGUUUAAAGACAAUUUUUUGUCAAUUUAUACUUAAUUUUCGAGAAUAACAAUUGUAAUAUUUUAUUAAAAAUCUAGUAAAAACUGCUGUGUGUUUUACUGUCAUCUCCCUAAUUAUGUUAAAAAGUGCAAUUAAAAUAUUGUGUACAAGUUU